Molecule: messenger RNA, 2492 nt
Organism: Thrips palmi
Lineage: Eukaryota; Metazoa; Arthropoda; Insecta; Thysanoptera; Thripidae
Product: protein hunchback-like
Exons: 2
Coding region: 65-1660 (531 amino acids)
Biological process (GO): regulation of transcription by RNA polymerase II
Cellular component (GO): nucleus
Molecular function (GO): DNA-binding transcription factor activity, RNA polymerase II-specific; RNA polymerase II transcription regulatory region sequence-specific DNA binding
Source: RefSeq, a predicted model, not a curated record
CAACUCCGAGGACGACGCCGAGGAGCACCUCCGGAGGCUGCGCGCCACGCUGGAGCGCGCCAACAUGGACGGCGGUGACGCGGCGGCCAACCACACCGGCAGCGCGCACUACAAGUGCCAGCUGUGCGACUUCGCGGCCACCGCCGCCGACGACCUUCGCGCCCACCUGCAGGACGCGCACGACCUCCAGGCGUCGCAGAUGGCGCAGAUGUCCCCCGACCCCACGGCCUGCGACGACCAGUACGGCGACCACGACGACGACGGCGUGUCCACGCCACGCGUCAACUCGCAGGGCAAGGUCAAGACCUUCCGCUGCAAGCAGUGCGAGUUCGUCGCCGUCACCAAGCUGGACUUCUGGGAGCACACCAAGCUACACAUCAAGCAGGAGAAGCUGCUGUGCUGCCCCAAGUGCCCGUUCGUCACGGAGUACAAGCACCACCUCGAGUACCACCUGCGCAACCACUUCAACUCCAAGCCCUUCAAGUGCGACAAGUGCCCGUACUCGUGCGUCAACAAGUCCAUGCUCAACUCGCAUCUCAAGUCGCACUCCAACGUGUACCAGUACCGCUGCGCCGACUGCACCUACGCCACCAAGUACUGCCACUCCCUCAAGCUGCACCUGCGCAAGUACGGCCACCAGCCCAGCAUGGUGCUCAACCCGGACGGCACCCCGAACCCGCUGCCCAUCAUCGACGUGUACGGCACCCGGCGCGGCCCCAAGACCAAGACGUCCAAGGCCGCGCAGGCCGCGCAGGCCGCGCUGCAGCAGCAGCAGUUCCAGCAGCAGCAACAACAACAGCAACAACAGCAGCAGCUGCAGAUAGCGCCGCAGCAGUUCGGCCUGUUCCAGAACCCCUACGGCCUGCCGCCCCUGUUCACGUACGGCGCCGCCCCCGCCGCCCCCGCGACCCAGGACCUGCCGGCCGCCACCGCCCCCAGGCAAGGCAGCCCGCUGCUGCACCGCUGCAACUACUGCGACUUCUCCACCCCCGAGGCCGAGGUGCUGGCCCAGCACGUGUUCGUGCACGCGGAGAGCAACUGGAUGCAGUACUUCUCGGCCAACAACAACAACUACUACCAGGACGAGAAGGAGGUGAAGCCCGCCAUGGCGCUGCCGUCGCGGCAGGCGUCUCCUCCGGCCGCUCCCGCGCCCGCCCUGUCGCCGUCCAGGACGCCCCUCCACCCCGGCCUGAACCACGGCACGAACCACGGCCCGAACCACGGCGCCGAGGAGGUCCGCGAGACCAAGAGCAGGCGCAAGGGCCGCGCCUUCAAGCUGGAGAGGAUCGCCCUGCGGCUUCAGCACCAGUCCUCCGGCGACGAGGCCGAGCCAGAGGUGCCCGUCAAGCUGCCCCGGCUCGGCGCGGACGUGGCCGCCAACGCGCCCACCCCCGUGCGCGUGCCCGCCUCCAGCCCCGAGCCCAAGGCCCUGUCCCUGAGGUCACCGCCGGCGUCCCCGCCGACCAGCCCGGCCAGCGCGGCCGGCAAGGAGGAGUACAACUGCACCUACUGCGACAUCGCCUUCGGGGACAUCGUCAUGUACACCAUGCACAUGGGGUACCACGGCUACCAGGACCCGUUCCAGUGCAACAUGUGCGGCCAGCAGACCACGGACAAGGUGGCCUUCUUCCUGCACAUCGCCCGCUCCAGCCACAGCUAGAGCCGCGCCGCGCCCUGGCAGCCCUGGCCUGUCAUCAUCCGACAGAAGACCGUGGUCGCGGUGACUCUGUGUUCAUAGCCGACUUUAGUUUUGCCCGGGAAUAGGAAAGGGAAAGAGAGGGAGGGGGAGGGGGGGGGGAGAGUCGCCAUGUGCCUAGCUUUUCUGUCUGAUGAUGAACCAAAAUUUUAAGAGUAUUUCAUUUGUACAAGAAAUUUUUUAUAGACGGCAUUGUGUGUGAUCCAAUACCUGUCAAUAUCUAUUAACUUUAUUUUGAUGAAUCUGAAGGUGCGAUCGGGGGGAAAAUGAGCGGUCCAUCCAACUCUAGUCAAAAGAUAGAGCAUAUUUAUUCGCCGAAGGGCAGAGGCAAUUUGCAAAGCGUUUCGGAGAAAUACGGGUAACAGAGUCUUGAUCAGCACCACUCGCAGGGAAUUCCCUCGCUGGUGCCCGUCGUGUCUCGCGCCACUGUGAAAGGCGCCCAAACAGUAUUAAGGUCCUAGCGUGUAAGAGUCUUGUCUUUUUGUGUCCUAGUUGUACAGUGUUUUCGUAAUUCGGGUUGUCGUUCUCGUCGAAGUCUGUGUAGAGUUGAUCCCUGGCCUGAUAUUGCCUGCGUUUUGUGGAAAUCGGCGCAGUUACGUACGUUAGAUUAUUUUUAAUGUUCUUUUUUUGAUGAAAUAAUAAACUGUGACCAAAGAGAGGAUGUGUGCGAGUUGUGUGACAUGACAGGCCUAACUGGAAGUAUCUAUUUUUGUACUAGGUCAUCAUACUGCUGUACCAUACUUUUCUCAAAUAGAUUUAUAUUUCUAACUGGAAAUAAAACUAUUUAAUUCUCCUA